AUGAAUGUGGCGUGCCUUAGCAAAGCCUCUCUCAAUUCCGCUGUCAAUGCCGCAUCGAUGUCGUCUAAAGCCUUUACCUUAUCUAGUGAGCGAAAGAAUAUUCCAGCGAUAUCGUGCAAAUCCGCGCGAUAUCAAAAUUCCAACCCAACAAAUAUGCAGAAAUCCUCUAGAUAUGCAAAAUUUUCAUCAGAGUCAAGUAGAAUGCGAUCUGGAGCUGCAAUAAAUCUACCUUCAAAAGAUUCUAGUAUAUCAUCCAAGCAGUUACUUCUUACUUCUAGUCAUUUAUCUUACGAAGUUGACAUUACCGCCCUUGCCGAAUCAGCUGAGAAUCAAGACUCUACCGAAAGAGAUGGACAUUUAGAUGAGGCCGAUGAAGAGGAAGCAGCUGCCCUGGCUGAGGCAUCUGCUGCCAUUCUUGCCGCAAAGCCUCUUUUUUGCGAGCGCCUACUCUUUCUCUUCGAUCAGGCCCUAAUUAUAGCAGAAGAUGAGACCAAGGUGGGCCAGACUCCUGUGUCUUUGGAUCACCUAAUAUCUCUCCCCUACCUGCGAUCAGUCCAAUCCAAGCUCUCUGGAGUGGCUGGCCUUCUUGCAUUCAGUUCUCCGGGAAUUUCUCCGCUCUCUAGUCCUAAUGCUCUCUCGCCAACUACAGAUUUGGGGCCUGGCUACCUGGCCGGAAUCCCGACCAGCCUGGCCGAUGAUUCACCGGUGCCACAAUCAAGCCAGCCUGUCCAGUCUUCGAAUUCUACCUCCUCUGCAGGUCGUUUUUUUUUGCCUUUGCAUAUUGUUUCAAUCAGAGCAUUAACUAAACCCAGGAAGAUAAGAGACGGAUCCCACGAGGCAAGAUAUAGACUGUGA
Molecule: messenger RNA, 855 nt
Organism: Protopolystoma xenopodis
Lineage: Eukaryota; Metazoa; Platyhelminthes; Monogenea; Polystomatidea; Polystomatidae
Source: the annotation of a GenBank genome assembly